AAAAAAGCUGCACGCUCGACUUGCAAAGUUUUGGUCUUGCUUGCCUGCGCCGUGUGCGCCUUGGCCGCUCCUCUGGACGUGCCCGUCGUCAUCCCUGUUGUCCAGCGGACGGAAGUGAGAGACCUUCAGGGUCAGUUCACCCUUGACUACCUGUCUGGAGAUGGCACGAAAGUAGAGGAGAAGGGCCACCUGGUGCCGAACUCCGACGGAACUGACAACGUCCUCGUCUACGAAGGCACCGUCUCGUACGUCAGCCCUGAAGGCAUCCCCAUCACCCUGUCUUACACCGCCGACGAGACUGGAUUCCACCCCGUUGGAGACCACUUGCCCAGGGUUGCUAUCCCUCACGUCUAAAUUGACAACAACUGCGAGAUGAGACGCUUUU
Neocloeon triangulifer is the source of this 385-nucleotide messenger RNA. Its product is annotated as pupal cuticle protein Edg-78E-like. Gene Ontology annotation, cellular component: chitin-based extracellular matrix. NCBI's taxonomy places the organism in Eukaryota, Metazoa, Arthropoda, Insecta, Ephemeroptera, Baetidae. The annotation marks the transcript as partial. Gene Ontology annotation, molecular function: structural constituent of chitin-based larval cuticle. The record is from RefSeq and is a predicted model, not a curated record. The transcript has 3 exons.